AUGAGCUUUGUCCAAGAAAUGAAAAAGCCCGUCAUCGUAGGCAAAAAGUCGGCCGUCGAAGCCAAGAAACCCGUCGUCGAAGUUAAAAAACAACCAACCGUUGCAGUUUCAGUACCUGUAGAAGCUCCAAAACCAGCCGUUGAGGUGCCCAAGCAAGUCGCCGAAUCAGUUACUGAAGUUCCAAAGCCGACAGUUGAAGCUCCAGAGCCAAUUGUCGAACCUCAAGCAGUCGUCGAAGCACCCCAGGCAGUCGUCGAAGCAGUUCAGCCAGUUGUUGAAUCACCAAAGCAAGCCGUCGAAGCCCCUGAGCCAAUAGCCGAAGCUCCUAAACCAAUUGAAACUCCUGAACAAGUUGCAGAAAAAACACAAACACCACAACCAGAAACAAUGACUUCAUUCAAGAACCUUCCUCAGCGUCUUUUCCCCCAAUCCAAUGAAGGGGGCCUUGGUGUUCCCCAGCCCAGGAGACAUGGAAAGACCCAAUCUGCUUUCGCUUUUGACAACACCUCCACUUCGGUGGCUGCCAGUCAGAUGAGAAAUGCACUGAACAAGAUGGCCGAUGGUGUCAAGGACCCUGUAGCCAAGAAGAAAUUUGAGACUGAGAUGGACAACUUCUUCGCUCUUUUCAGACGCUAUCUUACGGACAAGGCUAAGGGUACUACUCUUGACUGGGAGCGUAUUCAGCCCCCCCAGGCAUCGCAGGUUGUUGCCUAUGACACACUCCCAACUGUUGAGAAGUCCACUCUUCUCGGGAAGCUUGCUGUUCUCAAGCUUAAUGGUGGUCUUGGUACCUCCAUGGGUUGUGUUGGUCCUAAGUCCGUGAUCGAAGUCCGUGAGGGAAUGUCCUUCCUUGAUCUUUCUGUCCGACAAAUUGAGUAUCUCAACCGUACAUAUGGUGUCAACGUUCCAUUUGUCUUGAUGAACUCGUUCAACACCGAUGAUGAUACCCAGAACAUCAUUAAGAAGUACGAGGGUCACAACGUCGACAUCUUGACCUUCAAUCAGUCCCGUUACCCCCGUGUCCUCAAGGAUUCUCUCCUCCCUGUCUCCAAGGAUAUUGAUUCACCAAUCUCCGACUGGUACCCCCCUGGCCACGGUGACGUUUUCGAGUCUCUCCAGAACUCUGGUAUCCUCGAUGAGCUGCUUGAACGCGGAGUUGAAUACCUCUUCCUUAGCAACGUCGACAACUUGGGAGCUGUUGUCGAUCUUAACAUUCUCGAACACAUGAAGGAAACCGACGCCGAGUACAUCAUGGAACUCACCGACAAGACAAAGGCCGACGUCAAGGGUGGCACAAUUAUUGAUUACGAAGGCACGGUCCGUCUUCUUGAAAUUGCCCAGGUUCCCAAGGAACACGAGCAGGACUUCAAGUCUAUCAAGAAGUUCAGGUACUUCAACACCAACAACAUUUGGCUCAACCUCAAGGCCAUUAAGCGUGUUGUCGAGAACAACGAGCUCGAACUUGAAAUUAUCCCUAACUUCAAGAGUCUCUCUGUCGACAAGAAGGGCGAAUCUGAUAUCUCCAUUGUUCAGCUCGAGACUGCUGUCGGUGCUGCGAUUCGUCACUUCAAGAACGCUCACGGUGUCAAUGUUCCCCGCAGAAGGUUCUUGCCCGUCAAGACCUGCUCUGACUUGAUGCUUGUCAAGUCUGACCUGUACUCUAUGAAGCAUGGUCAGUUGGUCAUGGACUCUGCCAGAUUCGGCCCUGCACCAUUGAUCAAGUUGGGAAGUCACUUCAAGAAGGUCUCAGACUUUCAGAAGAGAGUCUCAAGUAUCCCCAGGAUUAUUGAGCUUGAUCACUUAACUAUCACUGGAGCUGUCAACUUGGGACGAAAGGUUACUCUGAAGGGUACCGUUAUUAUUGUUGCCAAUGAAGGUAGCACAAUCGAUAUUCCUAAUGGAAGUAUUCUCGAGAACGUUGUCGUUCAAGGAUCCUUGAGGUUGCUUGAGCAUUAA
Molecule: messenger RNA, 1956 nt
Organism: Morchella importuna
Lineage: Eukaryota; Fungi; Ascomycota; Pezizomycetes; Pezizales; Morchellaceae
Exons: 7
Coding region: 1-1956 (651 amino acids)
Biological process (GO): UDP-alpha-D-glucose metabolic process; glycogen metabolic process
Cellular component (GO): cytoplasm
Molecular function (GO): UTP:glucose-1-phosphate uridylyltransferase activity
Source: RefSeq, a predicted model, not a curated record